AUUAUCGUUGAGGAUUGCGAAUAAGAUCAAGUCAGGAAGGACGUAGAAUGUCUCCCUGAAGCAGAUCGACUCAAAUGGUAAAUCGUAAAUGUCUGACGAUAAAGAUCAAAGCCCGGAAACGGGGCAAGAUUCCAAACACAAAUCAGACGCGGUGCCAACCACAGAGAAGUCGGACAAACCUGAUUCAAACGCAAGUCGCACAGAAAACCCACUAGCUGGUGUGACUGCGUUGCUUGAGCGCUAUGGUUACCAGCUAGGAGAUAUUCUUGGGAAAGGCUCAUACGCAGUUGUGAGAAAGGCAUACUCUAGAAGACACAAAAAGUACGUUGCAGUCAAAAUCAUUUGCAAAAAGAAAGCACCCGAGGAUUUCCUUUCGAAAUUUUUGCCUCGUGAGAUCAAGGUUCUCAAAAGACUCAGCCACCCUCAUGUCAUCUCACUUAUUGAGGUCAUUGAGACCAACACAAGAAUGUAUAUCAUCACUGAUCUGGCGGAAAGCGGCGAUCUUUUAGAGUACAUCAGAAAGUACGGAGCAGUGCCAGAGGCAACUGCUAAACAGUUGUUCAAGCAGCUAGUCAUUGGAAUCAAUUAUGUUCAUGGUGAGGAUGUGGUACACAGAGAUCUCAAGUGUGAAAAUCUCCUGCUGGAUAAAGAAAAGAACAUUAUUAUAUCUGACUUUGGAUUUGCGCGAGACAAUUUGACCUCGGCUACUGGAAAGCGAAAACUUUGCCACACAUACUGCGGCUCUUACGCCUAUGCACCACCAGAAAUACUUAAAGGUAUAGCUUAUGACGCAAUGCUAGCGGACGUAUGGAGUAUGGGGGUGAUUCUUUAUACCAUGGUCUGUGGUCGGCUGCCAUUCGAUGACUCCAAUUUACGGAGUCUUCUGCAACAGGUUCAUCGCCGUGUCAACUUCCCUUCCAAACUGAACGUCCCUGAUCCAGUCAAAGCCGUCAUUCACAAAAUGCUACAGUGGAAUUUAGCGGAGAGGAUAACAGUGCAGCAGCUACAGCAAGAACCAUGGCUGUUUGACCAGGGGCGGAAAGAAUCGGAAAAAAGCCUCGUGGUUAAAACUACUGAAGCGGAGUGACCGCCGCAGCAGGCAAUGUACGCGUUUAACAAUGCCUUCCAUGUAAGACUACUCACUGGCAAACCAGUGAAGAAAGGCCUUUCUUGAAUCAAGCACGCAUCAGAAAGAAAAGCACAGGUUAAUCAACUCGAAUUGGUUGCGACCAUUUAUUGUUGUUGUAUCACAAAUAAGUUUCCGAUAAAAACACUGCCGGUAUUAAAGCCAUAAAAUUCAAAUUUAUUCUGGUGAAUUUGAACUAGUUAUUUCUCAAAAAAGAAAAACAUAUCGAGACGUGUAAAGACUUUUUAGAGCAAGUUAGCGCAGAGCAUCACGUUGGGCGCACUGCAAGGGUCUUCUCUGAAUCGUAAAAGAGGUCCUAUAGCAGUAUCAAACUCUAUAUAGUCCGACUGUGUUUUAUUUCUUUGUAUUUAGAAUCGUGAACCAGAGAAGCUGACUACCAUGUGAAUAAGAUUCUGACUGAAAUCUAGAAUAAACAGUUCCACAGCUUCA
This is a messenger RNA of Orbicella faveolata, 1576 nucleotides long. Its product is annotated as testis-specific serine/threonine-protein kinase 3-like. Gene Ontology annotation, molecular function: tau-protein kinase activity; ATP binding. Gene Ontology annotation, biological process: protein phosphorylation; intracellular signal transduction; microtubule cytoskeleton organization. Gene Ontology annotation, cellular component: cytoplasm. The record is from RefSeq and is a predicted model, not a curated record. NCBI's taxonomy places the organism in Eukaryota, Metazoa, Cnidaria, Anthozoa, Scleractinia, Merulinidae.